AUGCUAAAAGACAGCAAGCAACCUGCUGCUGCUGCAGCAGAUAGAUCGCACGCAGCAGCUGUGAAGCUCGAUGGAGGCAAACACGAAGAAGUGUGCAUCGAGGAUUCUCCUGCUUCUCGUGGGAAAAAGCGGAAGCUUCCGUUUGCUGCUGACGGCAGCAAACCUGCUGCUGCUGCUGCUGCUGCUGCUGCUGCUGCAGCAGCAGCAGCACAGAAAUCCCCCAAGAGACCCAAGGCUAAACCCAGCAGCAGCAGCAGCAGCAGCAGCAGCAGCAGCAGCAGCAAACUAGCAGGAAAGAAGCUGGUGCUUACUGGGGUGCUGCAGCAGAUGACGAGAGAAGAAGCAAUAGAGAGAAUCCUUGCUGCUGGGGGUUUUGUUACCACUGCGGUAUAA
Eimeria mitis is the source of this 393-nucleotide messenger RNA. RefSeq lists its product as uncharacterized. The record is from RefSeq and is a predicted model, not a curated record. The transcript is spliced from 2 exons. Bases 1 to 393 code for a protein of 130 amino acids. Lineage: Eukaryota; Apicomplexa; Conoidasida; Eucoccidiorida; Eimeriidae.